AAAAAACAAUUACGUCACGUUCCUCCCGUGGUGCUUUGCGAGCCCAGCUUUAACAAACGGCUAAAGAAUUGUACUCUACAUGGUCAGUUUAUAAAGUGUGUAUUGGUUAGAGACGAAAUAAAUUCAUCUGGAACUAACGCCGCAAGGAAAUUCAAAUUUACGUAAUGAUGGAUCAGGACUACGAGUCCAGGCUGCUCAGGCAAAUCAACAUCCAGAAUGAAAACGCAAGCCCCAUGAAAGCUGUAGGUGCUGUUCGAGCUCUGACGCCCAGCAGCUCCCCACUAUCCUCCCCAAGCAAACAUGGUGAUCGCUUUAUUCCAUCCCGGGCUGGAGCCAACUGGAGUGUUAACUUCCAUCGUAUCAAUGAAAUCGAAAAGUCACACAAUCAAAAUAGGAAAAAUAAAGAUGGAACGACAGAUGGUAACAAAGCCGAUGGUCUGGCGUACUCCGCCCUGCUAAAAAAUGAACUUCUAGGAGCAGGAAUAGAGAAAGUCCAGGACCCGCAGUCAGAAGAUCGAAGGCUGCAGCCAUCGACUCCAGCCAAGAGGAGCCUUUUUACUUAUUCAGUCAGUGUGAAGAGAGCGCUGUCGGAGGAGGACGGGAACACAGUAUCUCCAUAUUCCCUGUCACCUGUCAGCAGCAACAGCCAGAAAUUGUUACGGUCACCAAGGAAACCAACACGGAAAAUAUCAAAAAUCCCUUUCAAAGUUUUGGACGCUCCAGAGCUUCAGGACGACUUCUAUCUUAACUUAGUUGACUGGUCCUCCCUUAAUGUACUCAGUGUUGGUCUAGGAACCUGUGUGUACCUGUGGAGUGCCUGCACCAGCCAGGUGACUCGUUUGUGUGACCUUUCUGUAGAAGGAGACUCUGUCACAUCUGUAGGCUGGUCAGAAAGGGGUAACCUGGUGUCAGUGGGGACUCAUAAGGGCUAUGUACAGAUCUGGGAUGCAGCAGCAGGGAAGAAGCUGUCUGUACUAGAGGGACAUACGGCUAGAGUGGGUGCGUUAGCAUGGAAUGCAGACCAAUUGUCUUCUGGGAGCCGCGAUCGAAUGAUCCUGCAGCGGGACAUUAGAGCCCCCCCGCUCCAGUCCGAACGCCGUCUCCAAGGGCACAGACAGGAGGUCUGUGGGCUCAAAUGGAGCACAGACCAUCAGCUUCUUGCAUCUGGUGGAAACGAUAACAAGCUGCUUGUGUGGAACCACUCCAGUGUUCUCCCAGUGCAGCAGUACACGGAGCACUUAGCUGCAGUAAAGGCCAUCGCCUGGUCUCCUCACCAACACGGCUUGUUGGCCUCUGGAGGCGGCACUGCUGACCGAUGCAUCCGCUUUUGGAACACUCUAACAGGACAGCCGCUGCAGUGCACAGACACGGGCUCCCAGGUCUGCAACCUGGCCUGGUCCAAGCACACUAAUGAACUGGUCAGCACCCACGGUUAUUCUCAGAACCAGAUCUUGGUGUGGAAGUAUCCCUCUCUAACUCAAGUGGCCAAACUCACAGGACAUUCCUACAGAGUGCUCUAUCUGGCCAUGUCGCCGGACGGCGAGGCCAUCGUGACUGGAGCUGGAGACGAAACCCUUCGUUUCUGGAACGUCUUUAGCAAAAUGAGAUCCACAAAGGAAUCUGUGUCGGUGCUAAACCUCUUCACCAGGAUCCGGUAGAGAUCAGUGUGGUAGGGAAUCAAAGCCAGGAGGAGAACGAACCAUUGCAUGUGUCGACCUGUUCACAGUCCUGGUCUUUUAGUAUUUGCCUCAGCUGGCAACUGAGGACUUACCCUCAACUGCCCUUGAUUUAUUUGAGAGAAGUUGUGUUGCUGCAGGAGCGAUGAUCCACCAGAGUGUUGUGGCAGAGAAAUCAACACUCAGUGUCUACAGUAUUCCAACCCUCCAACAACAACAACAACAGAUUUCUGAAAAUAGGGAGCAUUGAGGGCAUUAUGUUCCAGUGUGAUUACUUUUUUGUUUACAGAUUGACCUUUUCCGACCUGCCAAUUUGUUCUUUUUUUUUAUUGUCUUAUUUAUUUUAUUUUGUUUUUAUGUGUUUUAAUUCUAACUAGGAUGCACAAGAGUCUUUGUGUUUGGUUGGGUUUACAAAAAAAUAACACAGUCAUGUCCUUUUUUAAUACUAUUUUAAUAGGUGUUAUCUCCUACAGUAAUCACUGUGCCAUUACAACAGAGAAAGCUUGAUACGCUUUUAAAUUCAUGACAAUUUAAUUUGACGUAAAUGAGUGCAUGCAAAAUCAGGUGUUACAGUAAAAUAAUAUUAAAUUGGAAUAAAAAAAAAAUAUUUAAAUUUUAGGGCACUUGUCUUUUGGGACUUCAAACCAUUGUUGUGUUGAGCAGUUUUUAAAUUUGAAAAAAACAAAAAAUUGCAUUCUUUUCCUCCCUCUUGUUUUCUCACCUGGUUGAAUGGUUGAGUCAGCUGUGCCACGUUUACAAUGACUUCUAUUUAUUUGUGUUGUGAAAGGUUCAUGUGCAGAGUUGAGGUGAUUGCUUGUGUUAUCUGAGUGAAGGUGAGGACCCUCAAAUCGGAGAAAAUGUUUGAUCAACGCCAUUUAUAAAUCAAGACAAUGCUGCCAAGUUGAAGUACAGAAAAUGUCAAGAGGAUUGUAUUUCUUUAUUGAAAUAACCAUCAUUAAAUGACCAUAUCUUGUACUUGA
Cynoglossus semilaevis (tongue sole) is the source of this 2656-nucleotide messenger RNA. Its product is annotated as fizzy and cell division cycle 20 related 1. NCBI's taxonomy places the organism in Eukaryota, Metazoa, Chordata, Actinopteri, Pleuronectiformes, Cynoglossidae. Gene Ontology annotation, biological process: anaphase-promoting complex-dependent catabolic process; positive regulation of ubiquitin protein ligase activity; positive regulation of anaphase-promoting complex-dependent catabolic process. The record is from RefSeq and is a predicted model, not a curated record. The transcript has 14 exons. Gene Ontology annotation, molecular function: protein binding; ubiquitin ligase activator activity; anaphase-promoting complex binding. The coding region runs from base 165 to 1658 and encodes 497 amino acids. Gene Ontology annotation, cellular component: anaphase-promoting complex.